Molecule: messenger RNA, 3584 nt
Organism: Danio aesculapii
Lineage: Eukaryota; Metazoa; Chordata; Actinopteri; Cypriniformes; Danionidae
Gene: cadm4
Product: cell adhesion molecule 4
Exons: 9
Coding region: 1428-2675 (415 amino acids)
Biological process (GO): regulation of wound healing; regulation of Rac protein signal transduction; negative regulation of peptidyl-tyrosine phosphorylation
Cellular component (GO): cell-cell contact zone
Molecular function (GO): vascular endothelial growth factor receptor 2 binding
Source: RefSeq, a predicted model, not a curated record
AAGUGUGUCUGACCAGUUUUAAGAGAGGUUAUGCAAACAUCUAAGUUCUGGAUUGCUAGCAGACGUCAAGAAACAAAGGUUGAAGGAAUAAGAGGACCAUCAUCGGACUAUUAAAAAAGAGUGUGAAGGAUAAAAGAAGGGGAGAGAUGGAUUAACUUUGACCCAACCUUGGAGGAAGUUGGGAAGUUGCUUGUCGACUUUGGUGAAAAUCGAAUGGAAUCAGGAGGUCACCUGAGGCACAGACCUGGAGUUGUGCUGCUACACAUUGAAUAUCAGUCCUGUCAAUCACAGUGUGUGUUAGUGAGGAUCCCGGCUGUGCUCAGUAUCACGGUGUGCUUAGAACACUAGUAUGAUCGGCUAUCCAGGGCUUUAAGACACCUGCACAAAGGCACAUGCGGUUCGAUAAUACAUUACUCUUUGUUAGAGAUCAUCCUGCGCUUUAGCUGCUUCUACCGUCUGUGAUUUUUAGUGUUUUAGAGUCGAACCUUUCAAUAUUUCACACAUACGCUGUAGAAACACAUUCACUCAAAGUGCUAGCACAUUUCUCAAUCAGUUACAAAGCAACUACAAUGAAUUGUACUUGAGAUUUUAAAAACGAACGUCUGAAAUAAUCUUGAUAUUUUGCUUCACGCAAUCUCAACUUUAAUAUCAUGUUGGAUUGGUUAUAGAAAUGUUUAUAGAACGUAAACAACGUUGAGCAUCUACCAGUAAAUCUGCUUCUUUUCUGAAGUCGCUCAAAUGCGGUUAUUUAACGUCUAGCAGUUUAAAUACUCCUUUGAAAUCUGCAGAAAACAGUUGGCAGAGUAGAUAGCGCAUUGAUUUAUGAUUGUUCCAGCGAGCCAGACUGUGUUUGCGGUAUCACGGUGUCAUUCUGGCACUGAGGUGUGUGUAGUGAUGAGGUGAAUCUCAGCAGGCUCUACCUCAUCAUCAAAGACAAAAACAAACUCGCAGAAACAGACAAGGUGUUAAGAGGAAAAGCAGGACUUUCAUAAGCGAUUGGGAUUCAAAAAUCUGUGAUGUGGUUAGCCGGCUACCGUUUCAGAUACAAACCCAACAGCCUUCUGCACAACAAGUAUGAUAUUAUCUAAAAGCGACUUCUCCAUUAGUGUUGGUAGCAUUCUCGUUUGAGUGGUGUGACAGUAAAGUUAAGUGUGGAAAUUGCCACGCGAAAUGAGUUUCUUUUCACUCCUGAACAUGAAGAUGGGACUCUUUUAAUUAGCCGCCUUUGGUCGGUUUGCUAUCACAUGCGAUAUUAGGAUUCAAACGCAGUCGCUAAAGUGAUUUAGUUAACCCGCCACUUAAAGAGCGCUGGUGUUUAGUGUAGUAAUUUUGCUGCGGUUUCAGCUGUCGGCUGUGUAGCGUGUGCUGAAUUGUGCAGUCAUCAACUACAGAGGCCUCAUUGAUCAGCCAGCGAGCCUCAAUACACAAUGAGACCCGGCCAGCGAUCUCUCCUCCUCUCCUCCUCUUCAUCCCUCCUGCUGCGAUCCCUCGUUCUGCUCUCCCUCUGCCCGAGGGGGCAGGCCGUCCAGGCUGAGAACGUGACCGUGCUGGAGGGAGGAACGGCUCAGAUCUCCUGCCGUCUCCAGAAUUACGACGGUUCAAUCGUGGUCAUCCAGAACCCACGCAGACAGACGCUCUUCUUCAAUGGAACACGAGCGCUGAAAGAUGACCGUUUUCAGAUGGUUCUUUUUACGCCGAAGCUGGUCCGCAUCACGUUGACUAAUGUAAGUGUGUCAGACGAGGGUGGCUACUUCUGCCAGCUCUACACCGAUGAUACACACCACCAGGUGGCGACGCUGUCGGUGGUGGUGCCUCCGGAGGUGCCCAGCGUGGAGGUGAAGACAGAGGCGGUGGAGGGAGGAGAGGUUGAGCUCACAUGUUUGUCCCUGCGGAGCAAACCUCCAGCCACACUGCGCUGGGUUCGAGACCGCAGAGAGAUCCCUGGUGUGAUCUCCCAGCAGGAGAAUGGCAAGACUGUGAGUGUUUCCAACACUAUCCGUAUCCCCGUGGAGAGGAAAGAUAACGGAGCGGCGCUGAGCUGUGAGGCGUCUCAUCCCGCACUCGUGAGCCAGAAGCGAGUUCGUCACUACAGCCUGGACGUUCACUUUGCUCCUACGGUGAAAAUCGUUCCCCCUCAGGGCAUCCUCCGAGAGGGAGACUCCCUCAGUCUCACCUGCUCCGUUACCGGAAACCCACUACCACGUGACAUCCAGUGGUCACGAGUGAACGACACUCUUCCUGAGAGGGCGGAGAAAACCGGCAACAUCCUCCACAUGUCUCGCCUCAGCCAAUCACACAAUGGCACCUACCUCUGUCAGGCGCAUAAUAAUUACGGCCGUGCAGCUGAUCACUACACACUGCUGGUGUACGUGUCUGUUGCUCAAUCUCAUCCUGCCAUCGCUCACCCCAACCUUCCAUCCUCCAAGGAAUACCAAGAUCCCGGAGCAGUGGUGGAGACCCACAGUGCCGUCCCAUAUGCAGUGAUUGGGGGCAUCCUGGCCCUGCUGGUCUUCACUGUCAUCUGUGUGCUCAUCGUCACCAUCUGGUGCUCCGUCCGGCAGAAAGGUUCAUAUUUGACUCAUGAGGCCAGUGGUUUGGAUGAACACGGCGAGGUUCAGGAGGCCUUCCUCAACGGGAAUGAUGCCAGCCAGGGCAAGAAGGAGUACCUACUGUAGCGCCGCCCUAGUGGAGUUCUUGAGAAACACUGGACCGCUGCAGACUGCACACCGCAACACACACUGUUCCCAAACAGACCUACACACCACCACUACGACAACCAGAGGGAAUCACAAUCGUGCCAUAUGAAGGAAGAUGGAGUGGGAAGGAGAGGACGGAGAAAUUAAUGGAGGAGCGAGAGAGACGAAAGCAGAGGACAAUUAUUCUGACUGAAAAACACCAUCACGCUCACUGUUUUUUUUUAGUUGCGACAACUAAACUGUAAUUGCAGGACUAAGAGAGAAAAGUGUCCAUUUCUAAACAAGCCGUCUAUAACCAUGCGGGACAGUGUGGCUUAUGAGGUUUUGAAUGUCCCAAAGUGAGCAAAUUGAAAUCCUCUGCAUUUUUGCCCAGCGCCUGGGCCUCAGAGACUGAGCCGGUAGAGAAUAAAUCCACCAACAACAGCGCUGAGAGCUCAGAGCCGUCCUCAUAAAGUAUUCAUCUGCGCUUUUCAUCCGGCAACUCCAUUAUCUGCUCACGCUGGCCAAAACCUGUUGACUUGUGAAGAAAAGUUCCUCUCGUUUUUGAUCCUCUCUCGGUGACUCUCUCCAGCGCUCCUUCCUCUCCCUCCUCUAUCUCUCCACUUUUGUUUGUUAAUAAUUAAGGGAUUAGACAUGUUCUCUUUUAUGAGCCGAAUGAAUUGAAGCAGACCGCUUGCUCCGACACUGUAAAAAUAGGGGCUUAAUUAUCGCAAAUAGUCAUUGGGAACGUGGAACCGCGACUUGGGUGAGAAAAAAGGCAGUUUGUCGAGAACAUGUCGGAAAUUACGUUUUUUUUUUUUCGUUUUUUUGAUUGCUCCACACAAAAACACACAAUGAAACAUAUCUCUAAAGUCAUUAUUUGUAUGAAAAAGUCUACAAAGUAAGUUA